GUUGAUUUUGUUUUGUCCUGUGGAUACACCAAACUUGAGAAAUAUUUUAUUUAGUUUCUUAUGAUGAUCUCAUAGAAAACUAAGAUUUGAAAACAUUGCCAAUUCACUAUGUCUGAGAUUACUCUGAGAUAUCUUGACAUUGCAACUUAAUACGUUCUGGACUUUGCUUCAUGGUAAAGUUUUGUGCUUUAUAUGCAUUUCAGGUGCUUGCAGCUCUAGCUGAGACAAUGAAAAAGGGAACCAGCUUUGGCGCACCUUGUCUUCUGGAAAACACUCUGGCAGAGAUGGUUAUCGAUGCAGUUCCGAGCAUUGAAAUGGUUCGAUUUGUUAACUCAGGCACUGAAGCAUGCAUGGGAGUCCUCCGCCUGGCCCGUGCUUUUACUGGCAGGGAGAAGCUCAUCAAGUUUGAGGGCUGUUACCAUGGUCAUGCCGAUCCUUUUCUUGUUAAGGCUGGUAGUGGAGUUGCCACCUUAGGACUUCCUGACUCCCCUGGUGUUCCAAGAGCAGCCACUUUCGAAACCCUUACAGCACCAUUCAACGACUCAUCAGCCGUUGAGAAGCUCUGAGUCAACAAAGGAGAGAUAGCAGCAGUCAUCCUUGAACCUGUGGUUGGAAACUCUGGUUUUGUUGCUCCCAGACCUGACUUCCUUAAUUUCUUACGCAAAAUCACAAAGGAAAACGAUAGCCUCCUAGUCUUUGAUGAAGUUAUGACCGGAUUCCGUUUGUCUUAUGGUGGAGCUCAAGAAUAUUUUGGCAUUACUCCUGACUUAACAACUCUAGGAAAAAUCAUUGGUGGGGGUCUGCCAGUAGGUGCAUAUGGAGGGAGGAGAGAUAUUAUGGAGAUGGUGGCACCGGCAGGACCUAUGUACCAGGCUGGAACCUUGAGUGGCAAUCCUUUGGCCAUGACUGCGGGCAUACAGACUCUGAAGCGCAUUAAGGAGCCAGGAACCUAUGAGUAUUUGGAUAAAAUAACAGGUGAACUAAUUCAAGGUAUCAUUGAAGCUGGGAAGAGAGCAGGUCAUGCAAUAUGUGGCGGCCAUAUAAGGGGCAUGUUUGGGUUCUUCUUCACCGAAGGACCAGUCUACAAUUUUGCCGAUGCCAAAAAGAGUGACACGGCUAAGUUUGCUAGGUUCUAUUGGGGAAUGUUGGAAGAAGGUGUAUAUUUGGCACCAUCACAAUUUGAGGCUGGGUUCACCAGCUUGGCACAUACCUCUGAUGACAUAAAAAAGACUAUAGCAGCUGCUGAGAAGGUUUUAAGGCAGAUUUGAGUGUUGAAUUCUGCAACAUUGCUCUGAGUUUCUUGAAGGUCAAUUUUCUCGUUCCUGAAGGCUUGUUUAGCAAGUUAAUGUAGAGUAUUAUUUGAUGGUUUUGAUUCAGCCUGUAAUAUUUUUGCGUCAUGUAGCUUGUUAGUAUAUUAUUCUAAAUUGUAACUUUAUGCCUUUUCAGUUCGUAGUUAUAAGAGUUAGAAUUCUUUGCCUUA
Messenger RNA from Prosopis cineraria, 1480 nucleotides. Its product is annotated as glutamate-1-semialdehyde 2,1-aminomutase, chloroplastic-like. Gene Ontology annotation, molecular function: glutamate-1-semialdehyde 2,1-aminomutase activity; transaminase activity; pyridoxal phosphate binding. Gene Ontology annotation, biological process: tetrapyrrole biosynthetic process. Gene Ontology annotation, cellular component: chloroplast. The record is from RefSeq and is a predicted model, not a curated record. NCBI's taxonomy places the organism in Eukaryota, Viridiplantae, Streptophyta, Magnoliopsida, Fabales, Fabaceae.